AGUGAUGCCUCCAGGUCGUCUUAUCUAUUGUCUGCCUUGAUACCUGGAUCCGCCAUUGCUGUCAACCACACAUGGCGAGGAUGGUCUAGACGCUAUAAAGAACCCACUGGUUUUAGGGAUUCUGGCAUUCCUUUGCUUACACCAGCCAAGGCGAAACCAUGAUGAAUCGAGUUCUCAUUUUCAGCGUGUUGAUGGCCGCUCUCUGCGCCCUGGCCAGCGCCGGCUGCCCCGAGGGGUACACCCAACGCGACUGGCCCAACCAGCACGGGAACUGCUACAAAGUGUGGACGACCCCGGAGUGGUGGUUCUAUGCCGAACACUUCUGUCGAGUGGACGGGGGCUGGCUGGCUACCAUCAGAAACGAGGAGGACAGCAUUUGGAUCAACAAUUUCUUCGUCGACCACAGGGGUCACACAUGUAUCGAUUGGUACUGGGUUGGGGGUGAUGACAUAUUGAGAGAGGGGACGUGGCGAUGGCAAGAUGGCAGCAAGGUCAUUUACACAAACUGGUUCGCCGGCCAACCCGACAACGGUGGAGAAGAAGAAGACGGCAUGAUUGUUUACGUCGGCUCCAGAAAGUGGAACGACAAUAGUACGGGUCGAGCGGCAGCCUGCUUCGUGUGCGAGACAUACCCGACGGAGAGGCAGUGUAGUAUCGUGACUUCAAAUUAAACCUUAUAGAUCUGAACACACACUAAAUCAGAAUUCGGAAAUUCAUAAUGAUUAAUAUAUAAUUUUCAGAACCCUAUACGCGGCUACUUUUAUUGAAAUGAAUUUGUAGGGAUUGUAAUUUCCACAUCUUCCUUUGAAACCAAGUCAUUUUUUAAAAUUUAUUUCUGGUCAGAUCAUUUUGUCUUCUUCCUUAUUGCUUGGCUUAUUAAUAUUGUACGUGCCUCCACAAUAUUGUAUUUUGCUUUCUGUUAUCUGAUUGUUUCAGUGUGGAAAUAAAUGCAAAUAUUGAAUUGAACUGAAUUGAAUUCAAUUAUCAAUUUCACAGUGCGCGCGAAGCGUGUUGGAUUAUCAUAUAUCAUUAUACUCGACUUUUGACAUGACCAGAAAUGGGAGCAAUGUGUACCUGCAAAUCUAUGUAGAUUUUCUUUGUCAUAUAGAAAACAUUGCUGUGUUUGAAUUUACAAAGACUUUCUGGAUGAUUCCAUUUCAGCUGAUGAGAGAGUACCAAUGCAUAAACCAGACAAUUCACUGUACACGACAGAAUUGAUAGAAUUUUU
Messenger RNA from Patiria miniata (bat star), 1228 nucleotides. RefSeq names its product perlucin-like protein. NCBI's taxonomy places the organism in Eukaryota, Metazoa, Echinodermata, Asteroidea, Valvatida, Asterinidae. The record is from RefSeq and is a predicted model, not a curated record. The transcript has 2 exons. The coding region runs from base 159 to 671 and encodes 170 amino acids.